AUGAUUGCGGACCUGGCGCUUCCAUCCACUGUCGUUUUCGCAAUUGACAACAAGCAGCGCCAGCGUCGCAAGGCCAUGCAGAUAACACCAAAAGCGCAGCUUCUCGAAGAGACUGAACAAUAUUACAGCGAAGAAUCGGGUUUGGAUACGAAUCAUCAUGGGAGUCGCGGGGUAACGAGUAUGCUCCAGCAAAGUGACAAGGUGGCAAGCACAACAGGACAGCAACGUACUAAAAGAAGUCCUUCGAUUAGAUGAAUAACUGUUGCCAGAUUGAUGCAACUUCUAAUGACCACGGCAGCAAGUCCUUUAUAAAUAUCUUUCUUGUGCUGGUCCUUUAUGUCUCUUCCCGUCUUAACGCAUUCGAUCCUUUUUCAAUGAAGACCCAUCAAGUUUAGGAAAGGGAUAAAGAUAUGUCAGCGUAUGAUGUAAAUUUGAAAGAACUACUAGGGGACGCAUUUUCAUCCUUGUGAAUUCAAUAGGUUUGCUCAAAGCAGUG
Amoebophrya sp. A25 is the source of this 496-nucleotide messenger RNA. NCBI's taxonomy places the organism in Eukaryota, Dinophyceae, Syndiniales, Amoebophryaceae. The record is from the annotation of a GenBank genome assembly.